Messenger RNA from Cuscuta europaea, 3048 nucleotides. The record is from the annotation of a GenBank genome assembly. NCBI's taxonomy places the organism in Eukaryota, Viridiplantae, Streptophyta, Magnoliopsida, Solanales, Convolvulaceae.
ACCGAAUACAAAGCCACUAAUGGGCUGUACAAAUGAGUAAGUGUAGAAUCCGGUUCUGUGAGGUCUUCGUGGCCGACGAGGGCGCGGCCGACGAGGGCACCCGGGUUUCUUGGGCUCAGGACCAUAAUCUGGGUUGGCACCUUUUCGGCCGACGGGGGUCCCUUGGCCGACGAGGGCGCCACCCUGUGCUUUCUGUUCUCCUGAGUAUGUGGGUCCGGGGGCUCAGACCCAUAUACUCCAUCAGGAGUCCCCCACUCUCUAAGCUGAGACGCAGACGAAGUGAAGGAGAGUAGAUUCCCGUGCUUCGGUGCUUUUGGCCGAUGCGGGCAUUCCCAGGCCGUUAGCUGUUGCGGCGUUGGCGUUGUUUCCAUUUUGGCGUUCUUGUUCUGUGCUUGGCCGUCACCUGUUCCUCGCUGUGGACGGGAAGGCCGUUGUUUCCUUGGUGCGGUCGUUUGGGGACGAUGAGUGUCCUGCUCGAUGGUGGCCGUUGAAGGCGCGUUUUCCCUUUCUUGGACGCUGGUGGUUGAGAUUUACAUUUGGGCCGAUGAGGCUAUUGAGGUUGAACCUGCUUCGAGGACGACAGUGUCCUUUCCUUUGGGUGGCCGGUAAGGGUGCUUGCGCACUCCUUUUGGCCGUAGCUUACUGGCUUUCGUGUUCCUGGCCGAAGAGCCCAUCAUGAUUAACUGUUGGCGGAGGACGAUGAGUGUCCUUGCCUUAGGUGGCCAGUUGGCCGUUGCUGAUGACGUUGUAUGCCUUUGGCCGACGAGGCGCCGUUGUGAUACAUGGACGUUGCGGCCAUGCUUUGUGGUUACAUUCGUGUUUGUGUUUUUCCUUUUGUUUUGUUGAGGCCGAUGUAGUCCCCCAGUCCCCCACUGCUUCAGGCCGAAGAGAGUGAGGGGUGAAGGAGUUGCUUGAGUCCCUGGCCGAAGCGGCCUCUCCGUAGUGCCCCUGAAUCCAACCCUCAUGGCGAUUUUCUGGCCAAGGUAACCCUGUGGGAGAACCCUUGUGCGCAGAUCGCUUGUAAAGAGUUAUCAUCAAGGGUCGUUACGAGGAGCCGAUGGUUGUGGGUUCUUUGUUCCUUUGGUUCUGUGGCCGUUGCGGGCGUUCAUUACGUUCCUGGCCGUUGUCAUCUCCCUAUUGUUGGCAUUUGUGAACUUGGCAAGCAAAUAGGUCGUUGUGGGCGCUAGCUGGCAUUUGUGAAGCCGGCAAGCGUAUAGGCCGUAGAGUCUGUGUUGCCAGUGGGCUCUUGAUAUGUAGGCUGGGCUUGGCCCAUUGGUGACGUGGUGGCCUCCCAUUGGUGGCCGUUGAUGUGGCCAUUGGGAUGGUGCCACGUGUAGUGACCGUUGGGUGGGGGGUUCUAUAAAUACCCCUCCCCCUCCGACGAGAAGCCUUAUUUGCAUUCUGAGUUGUCGAAGUGCUGGCCAAAUUUCUAGAGAGAUAAACUCCCAAGCUCGUUCUUCGUGUUCUUCGUGUUCAAGUAGUUGUUAUGAUGAAGAGCUUGAACGAAGACUACUAUCCGUACGACGACCAGCCCUCCACUAGGUCACUCGACUAUGAGGUGCUUGAGGAGUUCGAGGAGGAGAUACAACACUUGAGGCCUUACAAGUCCGGAGAGCCGGUGGACGACGAAGUUGAGGACAAGGAGUCCGCCUCGUCUUCAAAAGGUGAGGACGCAGGUGCGUCCCGAGUGGUGGACGGGGCGUCCACUUCCGCUGUUAUUCCAUGCCCGAGACCGGUGUCUGCCGUGAAGGGAGCAGAUAAGCCGAAGAGAAUAAGGAGGCUGAAGAGUGGGUCGGGCGUCUCCUACCUGGAUCUCACAAACAUCUUCCUGAUCAAGUCGGAGAGCAACGCGGCCGACUACUUGGUUGCCUAGAUGUACGUGGGGCCGUUCGGGCGGGUUAGGGCACCCAGGUCGACGGACCAUGUUCUUCAUCCGCCACCGGGAUACUUUGGAGUAUACCUGAUGAGUUUCGCCAAGGGACUGAGGUUUCCCCUUCACCCCUUCAUCACCGAAUACCUUGACAUGGUGGGGCUCCCUCCGGCCUUGCUGACGCCGAACAGCUACUCUUUGAUGGUGGGGUUUUUGCUCCGCUGUGAGGAGCUGGGCUACAGGCCGACGACGGCUCUGUUCAUGAAUCUGUAUCAGAUAGGCCGAGGAAGCCACAAAAAUUGUGCGGCCUAUGCUACUCUCCAACAGCUGCUGAAGAAGAGGAGCUUCACGGACUUGCCUUCGUCCAUUCAUGGGUGGAAGAGCAAGUUCGUUUUUGUAUCCCUUGGUGAGAAUGGCACCGAGUUUCCCUCUCUCGGCCAUACCGGGAGGUUCAAUCUGCACGACCCGCCGAAGAGUUCUAUCUUGGACGCUCAGGUGGAGGCGUUCUUGGAAGGGGGGCCGAGGAGCGUGAAGGAUUAUAUCACCGAAUACAAGAUGACCGCCCUCGGCUUCUUAAGAUAUCAUGUAUAUGGCGACAAGGAGGACGAUAUCCAACUUUGGCCGAGGAUGACCACUACCUUCGAAGAGGCCGACGGCCCGGAUUUGGGCAUUCCUGCUGAGGCCGAUGGUAAUUAUUUCUUCGGCUUUCUUCCUUUGUAAUUUGUUCUUUUGCCUUGCUAAUCUGUUCAUUUUCCUUUGUGUGGAUUUUGUCAUGGAUCGCCGUUCCAUCAUGGCUAUAGCCAAGGCCAAGGCGGCCGAGGAGUUGGCUGCAAAGGCGGCCGAGGCGGCCAGACGUGCCGCGGCUGAGGGGGGCGGGGCUACUGCUGAUGCGGCCCCGAAGCCUGCCCAGUCCAAGAAGAAGAGGCCUCCUACUGACGGCCAGAAGAAAUUGACUGAGGCCGGCCUGAACGUCACCAAGAAGACGAAGAGGGCACCGUCUCCUUCCCAUGCUACUGAGGCCGGCACUCUGACCGUCCCAAGUGUGGACGAUAGUGGUCCCGUUGUGGAUCUCACUGCUGCUCCAAGCGAUGCUGCCCAAUCGCUCCCUCUCGUCCAGGAGCCACGGACGAAGAGGGUCGGCAAGGAGAUUGCCGCUGCCACCUACCAGAAGAUGGUGG